This is a messenger RNA of Macrobrachium nipponense, 3354 nucleotides long. RefSeq names its product DNA polymerase delta subunit 3-like. Gene Ontology annotation, biological process: nucleotide-excision repair, DNA gap filling; DNA synthesis involved in UV-damage excision repair; DNA strand elongation involved in DNA replication. Gene Ontology annotation, molecular function: DNA-directed DNA polymerase activity. Gene Ontology annotation, cellular component: delta DNA polymerase complex; nucleus. The transcript has 10 exons. The record is from RefSeq and is a predicted model, not a curated record. NCBI's taxonomy places the organism in Eukaryota, Metazoa, Arthropoda, Malacostraca, Decapoda, Palaemonidae. Bases 268 to 1791 code for a protein of 507 amino acids.
AAAGUAAAGGAGGUAAAUAUAUUCUAAAGUGUAAAAAGAAUCCUUCUGGAAUAAUUAUUCAAAAUCAUAACCAUAAAAUCAACAUUUUAUAAAGUUUUACUCCAUCGCGCUGAUCUUUGUUUACAUACUACUUCGACAAGAACUUAAACUGCUAGACCCCGCGAAAUUUUUGCCUAUUCGGCCCUAUCGGCAUUCCUGUGAUUAGAAGAGGGAAUCACAUAUUAUAGUCCUGAAUAAUACAGAGGCAGCCUUACAUAAUACUGAAGGAUGUGUGCGGAAACAACAUUGGAUUCAAUGUACCUGGAUAAUCUGGAUGAAUUCAUAAAUGACGAGGGAAAAGUCGUCACUUGCAAGACACUGUGCUUGACGUUAAAGGUUCAUGUGAAUGUUGCAAAGCAAAUGCUCUAUCACUAUGUGACAAAAAAGCGCAAUGAAGAUAAAGGUGAUGACCUCUGUGUUACUUAUGUGGUGUCAGGUGUUGUAGCUGGAAAGAAUGAACAACCAGACAUGCAGAAGGUUUUGCUAGUUCGAGAAGAAAACUUGAAUGCUGUUAAAAGUACCAUGAAGAAGGUCGUAUCUGUCCAUGUUUACAGUAUCUCCAAAUCAAAACUUAAGGAUUUAAGUGUUUUGUAUACAUCUAACAUUGAUGAAGUGAAGAGGAAUCUCAUGACAAUAAACAGUUAUAGUGGUAUUGAGUGUUCCAAUGCCAAAACACGAUCAUCCGCUGAUCUAGCCAAACUCCAGCAGCAGAAUGCAUAUCGUGAUCCCGAAGCACUACCUGCAUCAGAAAAAAAACCAAUUCCUGAAGAAAAAGUCCCUAAGGAAAAGAGCAAACCUGAGCCCAAAACAAACAAGCAGGCAAAAAAGCCUAACAAUCAGAUUGCCUCAAUGUUUGCCCGCCAGGUUGUUAAAUCAGAAAUGCAGAAGGAUGAAAAGAAAGAAGAAAAGACAACAGCAAGUAAGCAUCCUUCUGCUAGUUCUAAAAAGAGUGGGGGAAUAUCAGCUUUCUUCAACAAAGCACCUACUUCUAAACAGUCACAAACCCCUGAUUCUUCAAAAUCGUCACCUGUGAAGACAGAAUCACCUACCACAGAGUCACCAAGAAAACCUGAGAGUGAUGCUGCGUCAUCACCAGCGAUCACAGAAUCAAUAAAUUCUUCAGUUAAAACUGAAUCACAAGAUUCAGACAGUAAAGAUUUUCAUCUUGAUACAAAGGAAGCAAAGUCAUCAUCACCAAAGAAAGUAAAAGCUAAGACACAAUCAAAGCUUAAGCCCAAGAAAAAUUCCCAGAAGAGAGGGAAAACGAAACAUAGUGAUGAUGAAAGUCCAAUUCCAAAACGCAAGAGGAUCAUGCAACUUAGUGAUUCAGAUUCAAGUAGUGAGGAAGAAAACGAAGAGGAAGAAGAGUCUCCUGUACCUGAUCCAUCUCUUAUUGAAUCAGAUGAAGAAGUGAUUCCCUCACCUCCAAAACAAGAAGCCAAAGAACAGCAGUAUUCCCAAAAUGGAAAACCAAAGAAGAGAAAGCAAGUUUCAAAGACUUUCCGGGACGAAGAAGGAUACUUGGUUACAAAGAAGGAGUAUGUGUAUGUCACUGAUUCGGAAGAAGAAAUGGAAGUUGUGAAGUCUAAUCAAGAAAACAUUCCAGAGAGGAAGAAUGUUAAGUCACCUCAAAAAGUAGCAAGUACCAAAUCUCCCCAGAAGAAGGUUGUUAAAUCGCCUCCAAAGAAGCAUUCAAAGGAUUUGACAAAGACAAAACAGUCAAGUAUAAUGAGUUUCUUUAGUAAAAAAUGAGUUCCCUUGUUUUAAAUGUUAAGAUGAAUGUUUCUGCUGGCUAUAAUGUAACUGAAGUAUAAGGCACUGAACCUGCAUACUAAAUUUUACUGAAAUAACCUAAUAAUUUAGCAAACUUAGUACUUGUUCAACAUGGAUUAUUCAGUAAGGCCUAGUAAAUUUCAUGUACAUAAGAGCAGGUUGACAGUCGAGAGUAAAUAUCUUUCUCAGGGUUAAAUAUUAUGAGGAUUUUAUAUUACUUCUUGAGUAAAAGCAAUUGAAUUUCGAUGUUAGCCUUUCUGAACAGUAACACUUUCCAAUAUCACCAUAAAAUCACACUAAACAAUUAAACAAUAUGUUGGUGUUGAGACAUGUCAAUAUUAACAGUUAAGUCAACCAUUAGUUUUUGCAGUAUUUAUGAUGGCUGAAGUGCAAGUGUCAAAUCUAUAUUGUAUGUUAAAAGUUAUAAUGUGCUUAGUUGAAGUCUUAAUAUUUUAAAUUAGUUUGACUUUACUGCAAUGUUUUAUUAUACUUUAAUUGGGAAUGAGAAAGGAUGAUUGUUUGAAAAUGUCUUACUGGACAAAUAUAUUUGCAUUGUUGAUUAAUUUAUCUUUAAUGUAUACAGUUACUAAACAAUGCUUAUGGUGUGAAAAUAUUUAGCCAGUACAGAUAUCUGUUUUAGACCCACCAUUUGGGCUAACAUAACCAUUGUUAGUAUUAUCAAAAAGUAUCUUAUUAGGACCACCAGAAAAACAUUUUUAUACUCAGGGGAGUUGCUGUAGGAUUUGUUAUCAAAGGGGAGGUUCAAACUGAAACAGUUGAAGAAAUCAGAUGGCAGGGUUACUUGAGACCAAAGGGAACAAAGGUGACCGACCCUUAUAAAAGCCAUUGUUGCCGAGAGUAUAUGAUAGAGAUAUAAAGGCAAAGCUCUAGUUCCUUUUUUCUUAGGAAUAACAGACAUAACAUAGGUAUACUGUUUGGAAUGGGAGAUUAUCUUGAAAACAUUUGUAAGGUUUUAAAUGACCCUGAAGAUGUUAGUUUAGUUUGCUCUGAGCGUGCAAUUUCUGAAAAAAUGUACUGUGCUGAAAUUUGUAGUUUCUGAAUAACAUGCUUUAAUUUUUUAAUUUUCAUUUGCAAAAUACACCAUAACUUCAAGGGUCUCAAAGGAAACCUUAAUUGUUGAAUUUUGUUCAUGUUGAUUUAAAUUUUUAUUUUUAUCAAAGGCUUAUUAUGCUAGCACACUUUGGAGAAUUAACAUAAAUUCUUUUUUUACAACAUAAUGCUCCCAAUCUUUGAACGUUCUGAGCAAAAUUAAAUUUUUACUACAUGCCUAGUAUUUGACAGAAUAUACAGAAUAAUGUAGACCUGUAAUAGUGUAGCAUCACAAUUCACACAGUUCUAGUAGUGUAAAAGUGCAUUAGUUCAGAUAAAUGCUAUUAUGUGACCAGGGAAAUUGUGCAACUAAUGGGCAUAUAAUUUUGUCAUCAUUUAAAACGAGAUAGCAUGAUGUCAAGAACUACAGGUUAAAAUAGCAUUUUCAUAACAUAUUUUAAUAGAUCCUUAAUAUAUACUAUAGGAAAAAUG